GUCCAAAGCGUAUAAGCGUCCGAAACGAGCGACCUCACGCUAUCUCAACGUUCCGCGCUAGUUUUUCCAUUAUUUUAAGUUAUUUAGUGAUAAAAGUGUAAACUUUUAGUGAUAAUUGGUGUUACGGUGAUUGAUUUUAGUGAUGUAGCCGCAAUGGAUUAAGGAUUACUUUGAUCGGUUUUGUGUGAAAUGCCCGAGACGGGGUCCACUGCAGCAGAAGAUCGACCUUUGAGUUUGUCGCGACGAGAAUUUCCUUCGCAAGGCACCAUGAGCCAUCACAGAGAAUCGUCGGCCUUCGUGCCGGUGGUACCGUCGAGGAACAUGCACCCCAUGCUCUAUCCCGGCGAAAUGCAUCCUCUGUUGGGUUCAGAAUUGAUCAGGGAGAACAGGGAACGUCCCGAAGGUACCAAACCUUCAGGCGAUGCUCCACCAGGUAACUUCCCAAAUGUGAGAAAAUCGUCAUCGAGCUUCGACAUCAUGGCCAUGAUGGCCGAUAAAAGAAAAGAGUUGGCUUUACGCGAGGAAGCAGCAUGUGUAGCUGCACAUGCAGCUGCGUUAAUGCUUCCGCAUCGACCAGGACCUCCACCAGAAUUUUUAGAAGGUUCCAACGGAAGUCAACACAACUCCUACCCUGGUUUCCUACCCAAUGCCCCUGGAGGUGCUGGAUUUUCAUUCCCUGGUGGUACCACCCUGUUCCCACCAGGUCCCCCCCAAAUGCACGCCCACUUGGACAGAAGGCUCCUAAGAGCCCCCGGGAGGGCUUCAAGACCCAAAAAACAGUUUAUUUGCAAAUUUUGCAACAGACAAUUUACCAAGAGUUAUAACCUACUUAUCCACGAGAGGACCCAUACUGAUGAAAGGCCCUACUCAUGUGACAUAUGCGGAAAGGCGUUCAGAAGACAGGAUCAUCUCAGAGACCAUAGAUACAUUCACAGCAAGGAAAAACCGUUCAAAUGUGGGGAGUGUGGAAAAGGUUUCUGCCAAAGCCGAACACUGGCAGUCCACAAAAUCCUCCACAUGGAGGAAUCCCCCCACAAGUGCCCUGUGUGCUCUAGAUCCUUCAACCAACGGUCGAAUUUGAAGACCCACCUGUUAACACACACAGAUCACAAACCGUACGAGUGCAACUCUUGCGGCAAGGUCUUCAGGAGGAAUUGCGACUUGAGGAGGCACGCGUUGACGCACGCGGUAGGAGACGUACCGGAGGACGGUUUCGUACCUCGCGAAGACAUGGAAGAGAGAGCUAGAAGCUCGUCCAGAGGCAGAAGCCCUUCUCUGGACUCCAGGGACGACGAGAGCGUUAGGGUUUGCUCGCCAACACCCGAGGUGACAAAGUGUCACGAACCGAGCAGCUCGUACACUAUGAGACCCAUGAGGCACCACAGCAGAAUUGUGCGCGAGCUGGACGACGAAGACGAGCUAGAUGAGGAUCCGGAGAUCGAUCCAGGUAAAAACACCUUAAACGUAAAGCAAAGUUUUAAACGCGCCUACUUCUUUGCAGGUGUGGAGGAUCAACCGGAUGUGGAAGAUAGAUCCGAAGCGUCGGAAACGUCGGAGGUGGUUAUACAACCCCCGGUACAGCAUCCCCAGCUCCAAAUACGUCGCGAUUUGCACCCGACGACCUCCAAACCGUCCACAAUGACCAGCGAAUCCAUGGAUAAUCACCCCUAUUUGGGGCCGUUCAGAAAACGCACUCUGGAUCAAGAAAGACCGUCCACAUCGUAUACAGGACCCUCCACGAGUUACAGUAGCACCCCACCGAUGAAUUUGCGCGUCCACAACUUCUAUCAGCUCCCCCAUACGCCCCAGCAGUUCAUGGAGAAUCAGAUUUUGAAGCCUCCCGAUAUACCGAACAACAUGCUUCCAAUAUUCAUGAAUCCGAACCAUAAGAUGAGCGAUCCGGGGCCUUCGACUUCGUCAUCCUCGAUGGAGAGUCAGAGCAUGCCAAGCGACCUCUCCAUGAAGAAGGAGGAGGUGCAUCCCCCCAGGCCGCCCCAGAACCCCCCUCCGAAGAAAACCGGGUUCACUAUAGCGGAUAUAAUGGGACGAUAGUUUUCGGUGAUAUUUAAAGUGAUGAAAGUGCAAUUGGAAUCAAAAUUGAAGAAAAAAGUUUAUUUAUUGAAUAACCCGUUUUUGAUGAUAAUUUGACUGAAUACUAAUGUUCGGUUGCCAUUAAAUGAAUUGUAUAUACAGUGCUCAAUUAUUAAUUUAUUGAUAAAAUUUUUAAAUGUGCUGUACUAUAUUUAUACAUAUAGUUUGACUGAUUUUAUCAUAAACAGUUCCUUGUUUUUUUAGUACGUUUUGUGUGAAUUUUAUUUUGUAAUUAGUGGGAACAUUACUCGCGUUUCUAGGUACAAAACAUUUUAUUUGUGUUUUUAAUAAACCUCUAUUAGUUUAUGUUUUAUAAAUAUGGUUAACGGAUUUUUUUAUACAAAUUUGUAAUUUUAAUUUUUUUUUAUUGUUCCGUACUUGAUAUUUUUUGUAAUUAUUUUAUUAGAUCUCAGAAUCUAUUUUGAUAUUGUUGUUUUUUAUUAGUUUAA
This is a messenger RNA of Brassicogethes aeneus, 2540 nucleotides long. The record is from the annotation of a GenBank genome assembly. Lineage: Eukaryota; Metazoa; Arthropoda; Insecta; Coleoptera; Nitidulidae.